CAAGUAUUUAAAGGAGACCUGAACUUGUAGCAGUGAACAGAAGAUUUCUUCCUUCAGUCUGCAUUGUCACAUUUCUCCUGCCAUUGAACUGAGAUGCCUGUAGAGCCGCGAUCAAUCAGAGACAGAGCUGCAGUGGGUCGGUUUCCAUCUGUCACUCUUGGAUUUGGAGAGGACACAGAGGAAGAAAAAGAACAACCAGAAGAAGACAAUGCCCAGAAAGAAAAUGCAUGUCGGCGGUGGCUGCGAAAGGUCUGUCCGUGCUGCUGUCCCCAGCCAAAUGACGACGACAUCACAGACACUUUGGUUACUGGGAUUGAUGAGCCGGAUAAGGAAGAGGGGAUAAAUAGCGAGAAGCCUGUUCCCGGUGACAGCGAGCUUGAUGAGCUCCUUCUCAAAGUGCGAUCGAUAGACCUGAUGAAAAGUAAAUCAGGGCUGAACCGCACAGAGCACCACACAAAUCUCUACCAAAGUGAUCAUUUUAUUAUUCGCAGAGGGCAGACCUUCCAGAUGUGGAUUACCCUGUCUCGACCUUUUAACCCCGACACUGAUGAACUUCACCUUGAACUUAAAAGAGGGCCACUGCCAACAGUGUCAAAGGGAACCCAUGUGAUCAUCCCUUUAGUGGAAGAGUUGGAAGACGGUCGUUGGGAGGCUGCUAUUGUGACAAAGGAUGACAAAAGGAUAAGGCUGUCAGUUAAUUCUCCACCCACAGCGAUCAUUGGCCAGUAUCAGCUCACAGUGGAAACAAACUGUACAAACGGCCAGGCCAUUUCCACACAUGACCCUGCUAAUGACAUCUACAUGUUGUUCAAUCCCUGGUGUGAAGAUGACGCAGUGUUCAUGGAUUCUGAAGAUGAGAGGCAGGAGUAUGUUCUGAAUGAUGUUGGACGAAUCUACUACGGCACAGAGAAUCAAAUUGGAGUCAGGACCUGGAGCUAUGGACAGUUUGAUGAUGGGAUUCUGGAUGCCUGCCUCUUUGUCCUGGAAAAGAGUGGAACUCCUCAAUCUGGUUGGGGAGACCCGGUUAAUGUGGUGCGAAUCAUCUCAGCCAUGAUCAACUCCCCUGAUGACCAUGGUGUUCUGGAGGGAAAUUGGUCGGGAGACUAUUCAGGUGGGACUAGUCCAACAGUGUGGAGUGGAAGUGUGGAGAUCCUGAUGGGAUACCAUAAAAACAGUGGCACCCCUGUUAAGUAUGGCCAGUGCUGGGUCUUUGCUGGUGUAUUCACCACAGUGUUACGGUGUAUGGGCAUCCCCAGUCGGACUGUGACCAACUACAGCUCAGCUCAUGACACAGACGUCUCCUUGACAACAGAUGUGUACUUGGACGAGAACCUUGAGCCUUUAGGUCACCUUAAUACUGACUCUAUCUGGAACUUCCAUGUGUGGAACGACUGCUGGAUGGCUCGUCCAGACUUGCCUCCAGGCUACGGAGGCUGGCAAGCUGUCGACGCCACGCCUCAGGAGACCAGUCAGGGAACAUUCCGCUGUGGUCCUGCGUCUCUCACUGCUGUCCGCAAUGGUCAGGUCUACCUAAAACAUGACUGUCCAUUUGUGUUUGCUGAGGUAAACAGUGAUAAAAUUUACUGGCAGAAGAAUGCAGAUGGGACCUUCAGUCAAAUCUACAGUGAGAAAAAGGCAGUGGGCCACAAAAUCAGCACCAAGGCUGUUGGCUCUGAUGAGCGCAGUGACAUCACACACCUUUACAAACAUCCUGAAGGCACAGAGGAGGAACGCAUUGCUGUAGAAACAGCAUGUCGCCACGGCUCCAAAGCAGGGGCCUUUUCACCUCCCACAGCAGAGGACAUCUCUGUGGAAGUGACCAUGAAUGGUAAAGGUCCGAAAAUGGGAAGUGACGCAGAGCUGACCAUCAAGUUACAAAACAGCAGCUCAGAGCAACGCACAGUCAUGCUGCACAGCCAGGCGGCCGUCAUGUACUACACCGGUGUCCACAAGGCCAUGGUCAGAAAAGACAGCACAGACAUUGACGUGCUGCCCAAUGAGGAAAAGGUUUUGGAGUGGUCCCUGGAAUACAAAGACUACAAGAACCAGCUGAUAGAUCAGGCCGCCCUGAUGCUGACACUGACAGGCAGGGUCAAAGAAACACAGCAGGUCCUGGCCAUUCAGUUCAGUUUUCGACUCAGGACCCCAGACCUCAUCCUAAAGCCAAUCGGGAAGGCCGUGGUGGGAGAGAAGAUGGCAGUGGAGAUUUCAUUUACAAAUCCACUGCCACAGGUGCUGAAAGCAGUGAUAUUCCAUGUGGAAGGACUGGGCCUCCAAACUGCUCACAAGAUUAAUUAUGGAGAUAUUGGCAGCUACGCCUCAGUGUCUCUCACCGAGCAUUUCAUCCCUACCCUGCCUGGAUCAAGGAAAUUACUGGCUUCAUUGGACUGCAAGCAACUCACUCAGGUUCACGGUGUGACCGACGUUACUGUGGAGGAAAAAAAAAAUACUGCUCUAUAGUGAUUUGAAAACAGAGGCACUUUGACACUGAAUGUUGUAAUUUCCUUCAUGCAGGCACUGACUUGAAGUGAAAUAUAUAAGGUAUGGCACUGCUUUUUUUUUUUUUAUAAAGACCAAUGACCACAGUCAGACAACUAAUUAUGAAACAUCUAAGAAAAAAUGUGGCAUUUGUGGGAUUUCACUGCACCUCACCCCACAUCAAGGUAAAGUAUAAGGUGUGACUAUGAUUACUAUUCACACAGGUCACACAGUAGUCGCACAGUGGUUGCAGCUUAAAUGAAUGAAGUAUACUUUUGUAAGGACAGGUUCACUGUUCAGAUCAUGUUUUGUAUUUAUAUACACCAUAUAUUUAUUUUGUUGACUUUGCCAUAUGUGAAGAAUUAUUCUAUUUAAAUAUCUAAAUACUGCUGCAAAUGCUUGUAUUAUUAAAACACAAAUAAUUAAAAA
Messenger RNA from Lates calcarifer (barramundi perch), 2907 nucleotides. RefSeq names its product protein-glutamine gamma-glutamyltransferase K. Gene Ontology annotation, molecular function: protein-glutamine gamma-glutamyltransferase activity. The record is from RefSeq and is a predicted model, not a curated record. The transcript has 14 exons. Gene Ontology annotation, biological process: peptide cross-linking. The coding region runs from base 94 to 2460 and encodes 788 amino acids. NCBI's taxonomy places the organism in Eukaryota, Metazoa, Chordata, Actinopteri, Centropomidae.